Paramacrobiotus metropolitanus is the source of this 1138-nucleotide messenger RNA. RefSeq lists its product as uncharacterized. The transcript is spliced from 3 exons. Gene Ontology annotation, biological process: cell wall macromolecule catabolic process; chitin catabolic process. The record is from RefSeq and is a predicted model, not a curated record. Gene Ontology annotation, molecular function: chitinase activity. Lineage: Eukaryota; Metazoa; Tardigrada; Eutardigrada; Parachela; Macrobiotidae. The coding region runs from base 113 to 907 and encodes 264 amino acids.
AAACAGUAACGUUAACCAUAACCAUCCAGCUACUAUUUAAGGUGCCCAUAUAUUUAUCAUUACUUAUUCACUUUGUAUACUCGUACAGUCUUGCAAAGUCACUUCUGCAAAAAUGUCGCACGCAUUAUUACUGAUUUCUCUGGCAGUGCUCGUUACCGCUGGUCACGCCUGCCGUACACAAGGAGAAGGCUGUGCUGGACACAUCCCGUGCUGUGCGGGCCUGCGAUGCGCGAUUGACGCUGGACAAUUCUGGGGAUUCUGUCAGCCGGGAAGCGGUGGUGGUGGUGGGGAACAACCGCCCACACAACCACCGCAACCGCCGAGUGGAGGAUAUUUAAUCAGCCUACAGGAAUUCCGCACAGCGGUGACGUCCAACGGAUACCCCAGUCCAUCGGAAGAGCAGUACAAUAACAUUAACAGCCGAGCCGCCGGCUCCGGUUCCAUCACGACCAAGCGCGAACUGGCCAUGUUCCUGGCCAACAUUCUCCAUGAAUCCGAUGGACUACGUGCUAAAGAAGAGUACAAUCCAAUUAAUGCCCCGUACGCUCCGUAUCCCGGCAGAAACUACCACGGACGUGGUUACAUUAUGCUGAGCCACUACUACAACUACCGCGACGCUUCGCAGGCGCUGUACGGUGACCUUCGCCUGCUGGAGAACCCAGACCUAGUGAAGAAUGACGACCGCAUCGCCUGGGAUGCCGCUUUCUGGUUCUGGAAGAGCCGUGUGCACUCGCAGGCCGGCAUUUAUGAAGGUCACUUUGGGGUGUCGAUCAAGUUUAUUAACGGAGGGAUCGAGUGUGUGCCCGGCGGGACCCCUCAGGCCCGACGACGCUUCGAAAUGUACAAAAAGAUUUUUCAAACUUUCAGCCUGCCAGGAUCUCCUAUUGAACGUGGCUGUUAUAAUUAGUGUUUUGAAAUUAAUUUGCCUCAAUGGAAAGCAUAGGCAACUGUUUAUACCGAUAUGUACAAAAGUAUUCAUAAACACGCUGCGUUGAAUGUAAAAGCUUGUAUGACACGUAAUUAUGAGAUUUCAUGACAACUUUUUGUAAUUUUUGCGAAGAAAUAGGUGCAAAAAUUGUGAUGACAAAAUAAAUGAGAGUUAAUUUAGCAAAGUAUGAAAAUAACGUGCUUGUGAGCA